Messenger RNA from Neurospora tetrasperma FGSC 2508, 1215 nucleotides. RefSeq lists its product as uncharacterized. The transcript has 8 exons. NCBI's taxonomy places the organism in Eukaryota, Fungi, Ascomycota, Sordariomycetes, Sordariales, Sordariaceae. Bases 1 to 1215 code for a protein of 404 amino acids. The record is from RefSeq and is a predicted model, not a curated record.
AUGAUGUCGGUGGAUGUGCUCCAGGUUUGCUUGCGGAGGGAAAGUGAAGUGGAACGGGGAGUGGCCCUGCCCUGCCCGGGGCAAGGGGGAAAAGAGGAUGGAAGAUGGAUGGAGCGUGAAAGGCGGACGGCGGGCGGGCGGGCGGGCAUGCCGGGCUGUUGUGACGAGGGGACUAGGAGUCGAGUCCCAGGGCAGCGGACAGGUCCCUUUCCAGGAGCCCCAGGAGCCCAUGGAGGUCGGGCAGGGCAGGGCCGCCAGCUACAAGCAGGUGACUCUAGAGGUACGCAGAACACCAAGUACCUAGUUGUAGCCUGGACCCAACCCACUCUUCCCUUAGAGGCAUUCUGCUGCAACCGACUACGAACCAUUCAGAAUCGGGCUAGCUGCCCGCCAAGAACCCACCAUCUCUGCACUACUAUCCAAUCAAAAAGCACCAAUGUUGACACUGUGGACCGUGCUUGGAGAUUUCAGAAUUCAGGCACCUUGGCCGAACCAUCGUUCUUUUUUGUUGCCUGUAGGAAGUUGUACCGACAAAGGCAACGUCAGGCCAAGUGCCUACCUCGUUGUCAAAGCGAUGUUUACCCACUUACCUAUUACGCCAGGCCUCGAGAACACUUCGAAGAUCGACCAGAUCCGCUAGUUAUGGUGAUAAACCUCAUAGUAUCGUUGGGUAGUUUACCCGUUCCCAGCAAGAGGUGGGCUGAAGACGAACGAUAUGUGACUAUUGCCAGCGAUGGCGUUCUGGACAUAAUCACGGUCAUCAAACGGUCUGUCCUUCAUUGUACUAGGAAGAUCCCCCAAGAUCGACGUCGCAUCCUCACCCCGGCCGGAUCUGCUGGAUGUACGGCACCUCCCUGUGUGCCGCUGAGUCUCAUAUCUCCCAGGAGGACCAUCGACAACUUCUCAUAUUACAGCUCAUGGGAGUUUUUGAUUGUGGUUCGGAGUCAACGAUCCAGCUUUCUCCAUUCUUUCUUUUUGAGAAAGAAGACGGGCGUUGUGGAUGUGAUGAUGGAAACAUGCACGAUGGGCACGUCACCACGGCAAUGGGCGAUAAGGCGGGUACAAUUGGGCUAUUUGCGCACCUCGACUAAAACAUGGGCAAGUACAGUAGAGGUAGGUAGCUGGAGUGCCUUCGGUCACCAUAACGUUUUGUCAGCCUGUGUCACGGAUUACAAGCAUAGCUACCUAGGCACCUGCACCUUCCACUCAAGAUGA